UGGUUUAGAACCUUGUCCAUCAAGCCUCAGAUCAGCAUCCGGAAUCAGAAAUAUUGUUCAAGGUAGAAGAAGACUGCAAGUGCCAGUCUCCCAAAGCUUGCCUUGCAAGUAAGUCGGAAAAAAUGUGUAAGAGUCGGAAACGAUAUUGACCAACGCCACGUCUUCAUUCUCUGCAAUUUUGCAGUCAGCUGCAGCUCGUGCUUGGACACGACAUGCCGAAUACCAUGGCUCUCUUCUGCCCGACAAGAGGCCUGCUGGGAUGUCUAGAAAAUCGCGUUCUGACGAAUUGUUCCUGCGGCAACCUCAGACACCACGUCGAGGUCAGUAUGUCAUACCCAUAGAUCCCAAUUCCAUCUCUGUAAGGGAGGCUUUGUGGAAGGAUCCAGGUCGUGCAGAGCCAGUGUAUAUUCCAAAUCCUCCCUCUGAACCCGCUACCUUCGUCAGUACCCACUCCCUCACCGCCGCGCCGAUACCUCACCUACCGACUCCCACCUCUUGUGAGAUGUUCUAUCAAAAUCUUCUGGACAUGCAUAAUUACUCGCACGCAUCACUCACUGCACUCGUCAACUAUCAUUUCUCAAACCCUCGGAACACGCGUCUCCUUCGUUCAACUCGUUCCUUCAAUUUCUUGGUUUCUCUUGCGUUGAGACAAGCGGCUUUUGGUACUGCGGCGCGUCUUCUCAAUGCCAUGAAAGCCGAGUCGGUCCGCCCAAAUCUCGAAACGUGGAAAUUAACUGUCAGGUGGUUGGUACGGACUGGAAGAUGGGACGAGGCUUUGGGGCGUGUUGAACGUAUUAUGAGAAGAGAGCAGUGGCCAGAAGAAUUGGGCUUACGAUCUGGGCAUCAGGGCGGACUACCAUUACCUUUGUGGAUGGAGUUUUUUGGUUCUCUGAAACGCGGUGCUCUGCGACGGUGGGUUAAAAUUCCGCAACAGCGAGGUGAACCUGGAUGGAAGUCUGCGAACUUCAGACACGUGGUCUUGCGACCAUCCACGGUCUCUGGCCCAAUGCAGGUUGCCCGCUAUCGUUCUCUUAUGAACAUGUUUCCACUUGUUGCCUCGCCCGAAUAUUCUCAGCUGCCACCAAGGGCCGUCUUUUUCAUCGCGGAGGCCAUGAUUCAGUUGGGAAACCGCGUCAAGGCGCUCGAAUCUACUUCGUUGUACUUCCAAACGCUCCCCAGGAGACUCAACCGCAGACAGCAACACGCAGUGUUGGAUAUCAUUCACCUACACAUCAGGGCCGUAACUGAGAAAUCAGGACUCGCUCGACAUUUUGCCCAACGUCGUGUCAUCUCCCAUUUACUUUCGGCUCAUCCUGGGAUCCGACCAUCGUCAAAAACUCUAUUUUUAACCCUUGCAAGUCUCCGGUCUUGCAAGCGGUGCGGGACUGUCGCUAUGAAGUGCCUCAAAACCUUUCGCACGCGGUGGGGCCCGCGCACAGAAUCCAGCGUUGUCAGGCGGCGGAUCGCUAGUCUCUCCAUCAAAGAAGGACGUCUUGAUAUCGCCGCGGUCAUGCUCGAAUCUGAGCGAACACUUUACUUGCAGAAGCAAUUAUGGCGAACGCAACGGGACAUUACGGGAGGGCCAUCCCCUCGGGCUUUUACUAGGUUACUCAGACGGCCAACUGGAAAGAUUUUUCAUGGAAGGGGAGUCGAGAAUUGGAAAUGGCAGGCAUUGAAGAGGAAGCUUUCCAAGCUGAAGCAAAGAAGAGUCGAGGGUUGUGCAGUGACGUACCGAGUAACUUAGCCAGUCGUUGUAGAUUUAUUUGGAACUCCGAGGCGAAGUCAAUGCACCCAUACAUAGAGAUC
Molecule: messenger RNA, 1806 nt
Organism: Suillus subaureus
Lineage: Eukaryota; Fungi; Basidiomycota; Agaricomycetes; Boletales; Suillaceae
Exons: 2
Coding region: 260-1744 (494 amino acids)
Molecular function (GO): protein binding
Source: RefSeq, a predicted model, not a curated record